Mangifera indica (mango) is the source of this 1188-nucleotide messenger RNA. RefSeq names its product disease resistance protein At4g27190-like. Gene Ontology annotation, molecular function: ADP binding. The transcript has a single exon. NCBI's taxonomy places the organism in Eukaryota, Viridiplantae, Streptophyta, Magnoliopsida, Sapindales, Anacardiaceae. Bases 1 to 1188 code for a protein of 395 amino acids. The record is from RefSeq and is a predicted model, not a curated record.
AUGGAAGUAGCAGCUUCAAUCAUAAGUUCCAUUCUGGUACCAGCCUGCGGCUCUCUUUGUAGCUCAACCUACCCCACCAUCCGCAACACCUCAAAAAUCCAAUCAAAUAUCGAUGCUUUGGAAAAGGAGAGGAAGAAUCUAGUCGAUCUUAGAGAAGACAUCAAGGGUCAACUCGCAUUAGCUGAGAAAGAAGAAAAGUUGCCAACACUUCAAGUGCAAAAUUGGUUAAAAGAAGUUGAAGAUUUUACACUUGAAGUGGAAAUGAUGAAAGAAGUUAUGGAAGCCAACAAGAAGAGACUCGGUGGAUGUUUGUGUAGUUGCAGUCUGCGCAUUAGACUUGGUGAGGAAGUGGCAAGGUCGCUCAAGAAGGUGAAAAGGCUUAUUGUCGAUGGAAGUUUCCCCAAUGGUCUAUUGACCGACAAUUAUGCUGCAAAGCGUGUAGAGCCUGUCCCUGGACCUUCAAUCCAAGAUCAAACAACAGCAUCAAAAAAUUUGGCCAAACUUAUGAAACUUCUGGAUGAUGAUGGUGUCCGGAGAAUUGGCAUCUGGGGUAUGGGUGGAGUUGGAAAGACAACUCUUGUUAAGAACCUGAAUAAUUGUCUCCUGAAAGAUGACUCAAGGCAGCCUUCUCGCAUGGUGAUGUGGACUACAGUCUCCAAGGUUUUGGAUCUAAAACGAGUUCAAGCGCAAAUAGCUGAGAGAUUGAAUUUGGUGGUGAAAAUGGAAGAAAGUGAGCAGCAACUAAGCAUUCGUCUAUAUAAAAGACUUCUGAAGGAGAACAACUUUCUUCUCAUCUUGGAUGACGUUUGGGAGACGAUUGAUUUGGACUGUUUGGGUAUUCCGCGGCCUGAAGAGCAUGCAGGUUCAAAGAUCAUACUGACAACUAGAAACUUAGAUGUUUGUCGGGCCAUGAAGACUGAUGUUGAAGUUAGAGUGGAUGUUCUUGGUGAUGAAGAGUCCUGGAAAUUGUUUAGUCAAAAUGCCGCUGAAGUAGCCAGUUCAGAUUACAUCAAACCAUUCGCUGAGGCAAUUUCUAAAGAAUGUAAGGGGUUGCCUUUGGCUAUCAUAACCAUGGGAACAGCCAUGAGAGGAAAGACAAUGGUCAAGCCAUGGAAGCAUGCUCUGAAUGAGUUGCGAAGAUCAGUGCCAUGUAUCAAAGGCUUGAAGAUAACGUCUACAAGCCUGUAA